UGUAGGUACUCUUUAACGCGAAACUCGAAUCACAGAAAGUUUCAACUUUGCAGUAAUCGUCAUUCGGCCCACGAGUACUGAAGUUUCGCUAAACGACGAGCUCGAUUUUCCUAAUUAGGGGCUCCUAAUUAUUUCGUUAUGCCGGAGUGUCACCCGAGCAGGCGUUCCGUGCAGUUGAGGCAAAUAUAAAUAAACGAAUCGUUGCGAAGCGUCAGAUUCGAAUUUAUUGAGAUCCGGAAAUCUCCCAGGGACCAAGUUUUUUCCGGCGUUUUCUUAUCCGAACCGACGAGGAUUGUUUUGACGAUUUCGAUGACGCUGAAGUUGCAACUGAUCUAAAAAACCCUGUAACUCCAGUAAAUCUUCAAUUUCGAAUUUGCAAUUCGUCGUAGCUUUUCAAGCUGCAUCGAUACUUGGUGAAAUAAAAAAUUGAUCGAUUUCAAAGGUUUUUUUUUUCGUUCAUUUCGUUGGACUCCAACGUUACAAACUUCAGCGUCGUACGAUUUCAAUGUGCAGAGAAAUUUGCAGUGUUGCUUCUAUACCAAAAAGUCACAAUUUAAAAGAACCCAUUCACCGAAAUUUUCAACUUUAUUUUACACUAAAUAGUGAUUCUAAUGCACUGAAAAGGAUAUUGUGCUCGAGUGUGAUAUCACUUUGAAGGGCUCUGUUUAUUAAGAGGCUGAAUUGUUCGUAACACGCCAUCCCACAUGCAGUUGAACGAAACAGUUUCAUUCACUUACUUAGGACUGCGUACUCGCUUUCACGUCACGACCCAUCGACCCGGUAACGUGGGCUCCAUUCCUCUCCACAACAUGUAUACAAGCUCGCGAUAAUCCAUGCAAAAUACGGGCAGUUCUGUGUGGACUGAAACUUUUCAAUUUUCGUUACUUCGUAUAUCGAUCAAUUAACGUCGACUUCAUUCGAAUCGAAAAUCCUUUUUUAUCAAUGUUUAUUUCACCUCCAAUUGGUUUCUUGACACUCGUUAAUUAUUCCAUCGAUUUAGUUUUUUUUUAAAUACAAGUGUAACCGUACUCUUGGCAUUAAAAUCAUAAAAAAUGUUGAGAAAAUGAGGGAAGCGACUACCGAAAAAUUGCAUCUUCAAAAGUGUAUCGCGAGCUUUGAAUCGUUGACGAAUUUAUAAAAAAAAAUUGUAGAGAAUUCUCAACGCUAUUUUUCAAAUUGAAAAUCAUUAUCGUUGUUUGUAACGUUUCUCAAUGAACACCGUGAAAUCGUUGCUCGUUCGGAUGUUUUCAGUCGAAAAUAGUGGUGAGCACGUACUUUGCAACAGUUUCAAAUAUUCGGGAGCUGUUUUUCUCUUGGAUUAUGGUAAUUCGAUGGGUGGCAAGUCUCGAGAAGUCUCCCUCGCAACGAGGUCAAUGUUCUAGUAGUCCGGAGGCAUGAAAUAAUUCAGUCAGUUAAAAAUUCACCUCGUCACAUCGAAAUACCUCGUACAUCGCACUUGCAUAUAGUUUUCUACGAUACGACACUAAUACGUGACCACGACAAUAACCGAACAUCCCACAGGGACUGCCAUUCUUUCUAUCGCCCAGUCUUACUGUAUAGAAGACACUCGGUGCUCUAGAAAUUUCAACAAUCCUUGAGGGUCACGUGUAGGUGCAUUGUGCAGGAGAGUUGCUCGGAAAUCUCGCUGAAAAUCUCUGUUUCGAAGAGCUGAGAAGUUCUCUACUUUUGUUUUCUUAUUUGAUUUUUUUCAUAUCGUAUAAUUAUGCCAUGAUGGGAGAUUGAAGUGGAAAUUGCUUCGUGUUCGUGACGAAUAAUUAUUUCUGUUGAACGUGCCCUUGAAAAGUCAUUCGGUGCAUAAACUGUGCGACGACUUUUUUAAAAAACUGCACUUUUAGUAUCCGAUCGCAGGCAGCUUCCUCUUCUGUGCAGAAAGAAAAGCCACGAAACUGUAGACGAAGCUUUCGUGCAGAGGGAAAGAGAGAGUCGGUGGCAUGCGGAGGAAGCACUUAACGCAAGGUCGCGAAACAUCAAUCGCCUCUUUGUGUGCACAGGAGAUUGUUUCUCAGACACUUUGUUCGAAUGACAUUUUUCGUGCGUCACACGUUCGUCACACAAUUCAGGUGUUGCGCUGAUAAGACAUCGCGUUAUCCACGAUUAAAGAGAAAAGCUUCUUGGAAGACAACCUUUCUGCGUAUCGCGCAAUCACGCCAUUUUCAAAUCUCAUCGAUCGUCGAAGGUUUAUUUCGGGAUUAAAAUAUCGAAGUGGGAAAUUUUUGAGGAAAUAUUUUAACGAAAAGUUUUGAUUUUAAUUAGAAAAAAGCGUGAAGUUUAUUCUGUCGAUGGAUAUCGUGAGUCGAAGCUUUUACGUAAUGGUGAAUCAUUGACGAAUCGAUGACGUGAAAACGCGAGAAAAGCAGUAUCGAUUAAAAAAACAUCGUUGUUUUCUUAUCUCGCAAGCGUGCCGCGAGCUGAUUUACCGAACAAAGACUUUUCAAUCGAUAUUAUUUCUCUUUCGAUCUAGCAAACGUUCUAAAUGUUGUGGCUGAAAAAAAAUAAUGUCUAAUAUUAGUAUUUAAAAUCGAUUUAUCGUCACGAACGGUGAUUAAGAAUCAGAAGAAAAACAUUGGUGCAUGUGCGUGUCCUGUAAACGUGCUUCUUACAAACGUUCUUACACGUUUUCUGCAGUGCGAGUGCUUGAAAAACAUUGGACACGAUAUUCCUUUUUUGUCUCUGUACCAAAGACAUUUUUGUUGUAAAGAAAAUUGUGUUCUGGAUUAAAAUACGCGUUACUGUUCAAGUAAAAUAUUAUGUGGCUGAAAAACAUGAGUGAUGACGGAUUAUCAGCUGGAGAUUUCGGCAGUCCCUUUAAUCAUCAUAGUUGUGCACACAAUGCAAUAUUUGUCAACAGAAGUCUCCAUCUGGAGAAUAUCAAGUUCUAUGGCUUCGAUAUGGACUACACUUUGGCAGAGUACAAAUCACCGCAGUACGAGCAGCUCGGUUUCAAUCUCUUGAAGGACCGUUUAGUCUCUCUGGGUUAUCCACGAGAAAUUCAGGCUUUCGAAUACGAUCCCAGUUUUCCAGUGAGAGGAUUAUGGUUUGACACGCUCUACGGGAACCUUUUAAAAGUCGAUGCCUACGGAAAUAUACUCGUGUGUGUUCACGGUUUCGAUUUCUUGAAGCAUUCGCAGGUAUAUGAGCUCUAUCCGAACAAGUUUCUCCAGCUGGACGAAUCCCGUGUGUACGUGCUCAAUACACUAUUCAAUUUGCCGGAAACUUAUUUGCUCGCGUGCCUGAUUGAUUUCUUCACGAAUUCGCCGCAAUACACGCGCGAAAAGACUGGAGUUAAAGAGGGUGAAUUGACGAUGAGCUUCAAGAGUAUAUUCCAAGAUGUGAGAAACGCCGUCGACUGGAUUCACAUACAGGGCGAUCUCAAGAGUAAAACCGUCGAGAAAAUCGACGAAUACGUUAAGAAGGACGACAGGCUGCCCAUGUUCCUUACCAGGAUACGUGAGAGCGGAGCUAAAGUUUUUUUACUCACGAACAGCGAUUACGUAUUCACCGAUAAAAUAAUGACGUACUUAUUCGAUUUUCCUCACGGAGCUAGGCCCGAUGAACCUCACAGAAACUGGAAAACUUAUUUCGACGUCAUUGUCGUUGACGCUACGAAACCUCUGUUUUUCGGUGAAGGCACGAUAUUGAGACAAGUCAAUACGAAAACUGGUGCUUUGAAACUUGGUACGCACAAAGGACCCCUUCAUACGGGUGAAGUUUACUCGGGAGGAUCGUGCGACGUUUUCACCGAGAUGAUUGGGGCAAAAGGCAAAGACGUGCUUUACAUAGGAGAUCAUAUUUUCGGUGAUAUCCUGAAAAGCAAAAAAAUUCGAGGCUGGAGAACGUUCCUGAUAGUGCCGGAACUCGUACAAGAAUUACACGUUUGGACAGACAAAUGUCAACUUUUUGCUGAACUUCAAAGCCUCGACGUAAUGCUCGGAGAGAUGUACAAAAAUCUUGACAGCAGCACCAAAGAAAAACCUGAUAUAUCGAAAUUAAGGGCGUCUAUAAGGGACGUCACUCACAAAAUGGAUCUUGCAUACGGUAUGAUGGGAUCCCUCUUUCGAAGCGGAAGCCGACAAACUUUUUUCAGUAGUCAAGUUGUUAGGUAUGCUGAUUUGUACGCUGCAACUUUCCUCAAUCUCAUCUACUAUCCAUUCUCCUACAUGUUCCGAGCUCCGGCCAUGCUGAUGCCUCAUGAAAGCACAGUAGCUCAUGAACAAAGGUUCGUUAUGGAAACACCGAUGAUCAGUAGAACACGGACCUUCAAGCUCACUGACGAGGAGGAAGAACAGAAUCGACUUAUCGCUCAGAGACCAUUGGAAAUAGAGAGUGCCACUGCGAACAAUCAAAUUCCACACGCUCGUCCAGAAACUCCGCGCAAUGUGACGCACACGCACGACGAAGAUUGCAGCGACGAGGACAGCGAUUCCCAAAAACAAGGAAACCAGCUGAGGGCGUGUUCGAGAAGUUGUCCGGGAAAAUGAUCUCACGACUUUAGGAAUCGUCUCUACGAUUGCGUUUCCUCAAGAUUCUCAUAAUAUUAUCCUUCGGGAAACAGAAAAUAAACGAAAACACCCGCAGGCAAAAAACUUCGAGAGGAUAAUUUUUAAUUGCGUGAUUCGUCACUAUACUCGAGAAAUUUAUCCACAUUCUCGCCCUUCGUAUAUUAAAGAUGGAAUCUUUGUUUUUCAUUAUUCCAAAGUAAUAGAUUCAAAAAUAUUUAGUUCAAUCAACGGCGGACUCGUGGCUCAAAAAUAAGAAAAAUCUAUGUUUAUCUCUAUUUUUGUCCAGCAACGUUGAGUUAGAAUAGAAUUCUUUCCUGUUCAGAAUUAUUCUUUACCCGAAAAAAAAAAAAAAAUCAUUGACUCGAUUGUUGAGACGCCUCGAAAUACCUUGGAAUGGUAUUUCUCUCUCUGAACUUUUUGUUCGUUCAUCAACAUGGUUUAUAGAUAGAUGAAUCGAAAAAUAGACUAUAAGGAACGAAAAAUGAAAAAAAGGCAAAUGUUGACUCUUACGUAUGAUUAAGUCUCGCGUUAAGAUUAAGUAUGACUUGACGACACGUCAUUGAAUUUCCUUAAGAGUUAAAAACGCUGAUUGAUCAAUUCUGUCGUAUGAUUCGAGAUUAUGUCCUCUAUAUUAUUAAUAUUUUCGAAGUUUGAAAGUACAAAUGUGAAUUCAUCUUCAACAAUUUUCCUGUCGCUAAAAUUUCUAAUCUCUUUCAUCUUUCGAAAAAAACAAACAACGAAUUAAAAGUUUGUUAAUCAAUAAAACUUCCAUCGAUUACACAUUUCCAAAUGUAGUGAAAAUCUUCAAGUUGUUCCAAAAUUAGAAGACUAAAAAUAUUUCAAAGAACAACAAUUUCAAAGAGCAACAAAAAUUUCUUUGAUUUCUGCUUCAACUGCUCCUGAUCAGCUCUUGUAUAUGUAUAAAACCUACAAACUACGUAUAUUAAUAUUUUAAAAAAUGUUUCUCCAAAAAAUGAACGGUUUUAUUUAGGUUCAAAGUUAGUUUAAUAUAAAGUUAAAACUGAGAAACAGGAAUUCUAUAAUCAAAUACUAUUGGAAAGUCAACCACGAGAUUUGUUAAUUAGUUAUUUAAAGAAUGUCGAAUUCUCAUCAAAGAGCUUCGAUUUUACUAAUACUUUUUCAGCGCAAUUGGCAAUAUUUUCCCUAAAAUAACAUGAGAGUACACUUGUUUCCGUAUUCGAUCAGAAUACAUUGACUUAAGAGUCGAAUCACAGUAAUCUUUUCUCAAGAAACUAAUUAAGAAAUAUUCAUGAAAUCAAUUUAACCAAUUGAGGCUGUUAUUUCAAAGUUUGCAUUCGAAAUUUUUAUCAGUUGGCUACUUUGAUAAUAUUAAGCAACGGUUUUGCUUGUAUAAACAGGAAAAAAAUUCCUCUUCAAUAUGCUGCAUUUUAUGUCGAAAAAUUAUUAAUUUUUUCUGCCGUUUUAAAAUAACGUAAAUUUCAAGAAAUCGUGAGGGCACAGUUUUUUCUUCUUUAAUCAAAAUUUUUUUGAACCGCCUUAAAAGCGCCUAAUUAAACGAUAAGUUAUCUGUGGUGUAAAUAUAACGAACAGAUAAAUCGAACGCUCUUAAACUUGCGUUGAAAAUGCUCACUGCACAUUCUGGAAAAGUAAUUGAAGUGGAAUAAAAAGUGUAGUGUUGCGAUAAGACGAUUCCCUGCUGUCACACGAGCGAAUAUACAUACAUAUAAUAGAAAAAACCUCAAAAAGACCUCCAUUCACCGACGCGUGAUUGAUUUUCUUUCGUAUAGAAAAGGAUCGUAUGUAAAAUAUUUUGUAUUCGGCCGUAGCUAGAUAUUCCAAACAAUUUGAAAUUGAUUUUCGCAACGUUACAAAAUCGCGGGUAACUCUACAAUGUAGGUAAUAAAUUCAAAAAGGUGAGCAUUUCGAGUAAAGGAAUUUUUGCAUAGUAGGCUAGGACUUUUUACAUGAAAUUCCCUUAGGAAAAUAUACCCCAUAUACGAAAAGGUAUAGGAGAAUUUUAACAAUAAGGACUGUUGAGAUUAUUUCAUAUUUUUCAUCCCAUUUCCGUUGUUGAUCUUUCGUCCAUUAUUCAAGUUAUAGAACUCGACAAAUUUGCGAUAAGAACUUUAAAGAAGUUUCGUUGAGAUAAAUUUGGACAACGAUUAUCUACUUCAUCGUUACUUAUAUAAUGAAAACACCUUUAUAAUUAUUUAAGCUUUGGAGAAUUGUAUAGAUAUUGGUUUUAUUUUCAAUAAAUUAAUAUAUUGUCAUUUA
Messenger RNA from Venturia canescens, 6776 nucleotides. RefSeq names its product 5' nucleotidase B (gene Nt5b). The coding region runs from base 2769 to 4499 and encodes 576 amino acids. Gene Ontology annotation, molecular function: 5'-nucleotidase activity. The transcript is spliced from 9 exons. The record is from RefSeq and is a predicted model, not a curated record. NCBI's taxonomy places the organism in Eukaryota, Metazoa, Arthropoda, Insecta, Hymenoptera, Ichneumonidae.